UUCAUUUCCCAAGACGCCACAACCAGAAAACUGCUCGAUUACCGUGUUUGCUCGGAAUGGAAUAACGUCGACGCCCUACUCCACGAACUGGCACUCGACGGCAUCAUCGUCCAUGAGCUAUGGAACGUAACCGAAGACAUGCAGAUUGCGAGUGGUGACUGGGAUGCAAGGAUUCAACCGGGCAUUGCGAUAGAAGCGUGGUGUUUUCUGGACGCACAGAGUGAUGCUUGGGAGGAACAUGGUAGUGAGAGCGAGGUCGAAGACGAGGUGGAUGGAGACAGUGUGGGAAAUGACUGCAAGAUGAGUCAACAAGAUUCGAUGACUGAAUCGCGUCCCUCGCAUCCAUGGUGGUUCAGUCGAUGGCGAGAAAGAGUAGAAAAGAAACUCUAA
Molecule: messenger RNA, 390 nt
Organism: Alternaria rosae
Lineage: Eukaryota; Fungi; Ascomycota; Dothideomycetes; Pleosporales; Pleosporaceae
Exons: 1
Source: RefSeq, a predicted model, not a curated record